Penicillium expansum is the source of this 996-nucleotide messenger RNA. RefSeq lists its product as uncharacterized. The coding region runs from base 1 to 996 and encodes 331 amino acids. The record is from RefSeq and is a predicted model, not a curated record. NCBI's taxonomy places the organism in Eukaryota, Fungi, Ascomycota, Eurotiomycetes, Eurotiales, Aspergillaceae. The transcript has a single exon.
AUGCUGAUGAUCGUCAGAUCUCUCGACUUGAUGGCCGAGGUUAUUGAGAAUGCCGGCGGAACGAUAUUCUGUGCCGGCCAUCUCAUGCCUCAUGCUGAAGUUGCCGAGAUGGUUUCUGCCUUUCGCAUCAAUGUCAUCACAGCUGAUUCCGGCCAGAUUCUCCAAUUUGCCUUGUAUGUUGCUUCCUUGCCAGAGGCGCAGCGAAAAGAAAUCCGCAUCACUAAAGUCGUCUACACGUCUGAACCAUUGAUGCGAGCGCAACGAGAGCAUGUCAGAUCGGUUUUCGGUGAUGUGUUGAUCUGCUCCGCAUUCGCAAGUGCCGAGUCUGGUCCAUGGGCCGUGAUGAACCAUGCCGUGACGAAUCAUGAAGAUGACGACUCGGCCGAUUUCAUUUUCGAUACCCGGACUAUCAUCAUUGAAGUACUGUCCCAAACAGUCACUGAACCAGGCAACAUCGACUCGCAUGGGGAUAUCAAACCUCUUGCAGAUGGUGAAAAGGGUGUCAUCGCAGCUACAUCUCUUCAGCGUUUGCGAAAUCCCCUCAUCCGAUAUCUGUCAGGAGACAUCGGUUCACUACAUCCCCUGCCUGAGAACGACAUCAUUGACCCUGAGGAGUCACAGCACUUGAAGGUCCUUCGGCUUUACGGGCGUGAUCAACGCUUCAGCUUCAGCUGGCAAGGCGAAUACUUCAACUUCAACACUCUCCUCCGCUUGAUGCAAACAGACGAAUUCUCUCUAUUGCAAUGGCAGCUCAUUCUUACUGAAUGCUCCACUUCUAUUCAUAACCUAGAAAUUCGUGUUCUCAGGGGACAAUCUGGAAGUCACACGAUAUCUGACGAGGAACUUGUUCAGGAGUUGACGAAGUUCUUCUGUGUCUACCCUGCUAUAGAAGCCUAUUUCCAGGUUGUAUUCGUUUCGAGCUUCCAAGACUUUGAGCGCAGCAAGACUGGUAAUAAGGUGAUGCGCUUUGUGAAUAUUCGAAGACCUUUGAGGUAA